This is a messenger RNA of Manihot esculenta (cassava), 1716 nucleotides long. Its product is annotated as peroxisomal nicotinamide adenine dinucleotide carrier. The record is from RefSeq and is a predicted model, not a curated record. Gene Ontology annotation, biological process: transmembrane transport; nucleotide transport. Bases 243 to 1412 code for a protein of 389 amino acids. Lineage: Eukaryota; Viridiplantae; Streptophyta; Magnoliopsida; Malpighiales; Euphorbiaceae. The transcript is spliced from 10 exons.
UAUAUAGUCGCAGAGCUUUCAGCUUCCUUCAACUGAACAACUAAACGCUGAGAUGGAAGACGACAUGGGAUGUGACGGAUUCUUCUGAAAUUGAGUCCCCUUCAUCAGUCGUCGCCAUUUCAAAUUAUUCUGCUCCGCCAGCCCCACAGAUGUUUUGCUAUUAGAUCUCUCUCUCGCUGAUCCUUGAUACUUUUCGUGGAAAACUAGACCUCGGAUAGCAGAUUUUCGAAGUAAAAUUUUACAUGUCAGACGCUUUGAUCAAUGGACUCGCCGGAGCUGGCGGCGGGAUCAUCGCUCAGCUCAUCACUUAUCCUCUUCAAACUGUAAAUACUAGGCAGCAAACGGAGCGUGAUCCGAAGAAGGAGAAGAGGAAGCUUAGUACAAUAGAGCAAAUGUGUCAGGUUGUAAAGCACGAAGGAUGGGAACGGUUGUAUGGGGGACUAAUGCCAUCUCUUGUAGGAACAGCUGCAUCUCAGGGUGUUUACUAUUAUUUCUAUCAAAUAUUCAGGGACAAAGCUGAAGCUAUUGCACUUGAACGUAAGAUAAAAGGAUUUGGUGAUGGAACAGUUGGAAUGUUCUCAUCACUUGUUGUAGCUGCCUUGUCGGGCUGUGUAAAUGUGCUGUUGACAAACCCCAUUUGGGUAGUUGUGACAAGGAUGCAGACUCAUAGAAAAGUGUCAAAGAAAUCCCAGCCAAGUCACUCAUUGUUGGUUGCUACAGACAAAACUAUUCUAGAUGCCAUUGAGCCUUCUCCAUAUGGAACUAACCAUGCGAUUCAAGAGGUCUAUGGCGAAGCUGGAGUUUGGGGCUUCUGGAAAGGUGUACUCCCAACGUUGAUCAUGGUAAGCAAUCCUUCUAUACAAUUUAUGCUCUAUGAAACCAUGUUGAAGAAGCUCAAGAAACAAAGGUCCUUGAAUAAGAAGGGCAGCAAUGGGGUUACUGCUUGGGAGGUGUGCUUUUUCUUUUAUUCCCCAAGAAGUCUUCAGCUCCCAACUUUCUAUCAGUUUUCUAUUCUUGAAGCUCCUUUUCCAAAUAUUACACAGCACCAUAAAAUCUUUUUCGGUUAUUUUGAUAACUACAUUGCCAUAUUCUGCCAGAUAUUUCUUCUUGGAGCUUUGGCAAAGCUUGGAGCUACUGUUGUAACAUAUCCUCUUCUUGUUGUAAAGUCGAGGCUUCAAGCAAAGCAGCUGAAAACUGGUGACAAAAGGCACCACUAUGAAGGAACUCUGGAUGCUAUCCUCAAAAUGAUUCGGUAUGAAGGGUUCUACGGCUUUUACAAAGGUAUGAGCACAAAAAUAGCACAAAGUGUUCUUGCAGCUGCUGUUUUGUUCAUGGUUAAGGAAGAACUUGUCAGGGGUGCUCGCUUGUUGCUCACUAAGGGAGGCACUAAUGCCAGAUUAAAGCCUUCCUGAUCUUUUGAUUAUUCCUCGGAAGUUGCUUAGUCAAGUUUAUUUUAAAAUUAAUGCCAGCAUUUAGGGCAUGUUCCCAAAAAAAAAAAGGGAUGUUUUAGGAUUUGCACGGAGGAUUAUUUUACGAGUAUACCAAGUUAUCCUAUUGAAGGCUAUUUACAUAAUGUUUAUGGUAAACCACAGGCACAACGUCUGUUAACUGUUGUGAAACAGAAAAAAAAUUCUGGUUCAAUAAGAACUGAUACAUCUGUAGAACACUGUAAAGAGGAUUAGUAUUUUAAAGUUGAAGCUUCUUCUUGUACCCUUC